Messenger RNA from Alosa sapidissima (American shad), 991 nucleotides. RefSeq names its product interferon a3-like. Gene Ontology annotation, cellular component: extracellular region. The transcript has 6 exons. The coding region runs from base 279 to 746 and encodes 155 amino acids. The record is from RefSeq and is a predicted model, not a curated record. Lineage: Eukaryota; Metazoa; Chordata; Actinopteri; Clupeiformes; Clupeidae. Gene Ontology annotation, biological process: defense response. Gene Ontology annotation, molecular function: cytokine receptor binding.
GCAGCGGGUACACGCAACUCUUCGCUACGCCACUUGACAAUAUUCGAAAUCGACGAGAAUGACAAAACAACUAAAAAGAGACUUUAAAUGUCGUUCAACGUGCCGCUAUUGGAUUGUUUUUUCUUAUUUUAAAACCAAAUGUUUUCUUCACUGUGGGCUACAUAUUCGAAAGCAAGUAGCACGCGAAGACGAGAAAAUGGAAGACAAGAAGAGGGAAGAAGGCCUACUACUACACAAGCUUCACUGAAAACGCGCGCUGCGCCUGUAGAUGGCUCCAAAUGUACGAACGCUAUAAUGCGGAAUGCUUCAGACUAUUAAAAGACAUGGGAGGAGAUUUCAAAUCAGACGGAGUGCUCAGAAUUCCAGAUACCCAGAAUAUUUCAGCCCUAUACCGCUCUGUGAACAGUGCCACGGCUGAUGACAAGAUCACAUUCCUGCAUGUGGCCACAAAGCAGAUAGUGAGGCUGUUGAACAAUUCAAAUGUGACCAACACUUGGGAUGAGACGAAACUGGACAACCUGCUCAACGUUCUCAACCAGCAGUCUACCAACCUUGGAGAUUGUGCUGCACAAGUGCCGACAAGAAUGUCUAAAUACAGAAAACAACUGAAGAAACACUUCCGUAGCCUGAAGAAGUUCCUGAUAGAAAUGAAAUACAGCAAGCAGUCAUGGGAGCAGAUCAGGAAAGAAGUUGAACGUCAUCUACACCGACUGCUGUACCUAGCCAACACAAUGGUGGAGUACUGAAGAGGCCAUGGCACACAUUGGAUUUAGUAUUUUCAUUUGGUUUGGGGAUAUUUAACUCCCCACAAAAAGACACACAUUCUGAAUUCCGAACAUUCAAUCAAGCUUCUUAGACCAUGCAUUGAGAACAAACUAUUUAUUGUAUUUAUUUAUUUUAAUUUUAUAAUGUAUUUAUUGAUAAGCUGUAUUUAUUUUUGUACUUGAGAAAUGCCUGUUUAAUGUAGAUCAUUAAACUCUUUAUGAUGUAA